This is a messenger RNA of Ornithorhynchus anatinus (platypus), 1969 nucleotides long. RefSeq names its product chondroitin sulfate proteoglycan 5 (gene CSPG5). The transcript has 6 exons. Gene Ontology annotation, biological process: nervous system development. The record is from RefSeq and is a predicted model, not a curated record. Bases 1 to 1524 code for a protein of 507 amino acids. Lineage: Eukaryota; Metazoa; Chordata; Mammalia; Monotremata; Ornithorhynchidae.
AUGCCGGAGAGGGGUGGCUCCGUCGUGGACACCGCGCCGGAGCCCGGCGGCGGGAGCGUCGUCGACGCCCCCCAGGCCGAGCCGGAGCCCGGCCUCCCCGAGACCCCCGGCAGCGGCCUCCAGCGAGACCCCCCGGCCAACGACACCCAGCAGGAGGAGGAGGAGGAGGAGGAAGGGGAGGAGGCGGCGUCGGCGGCGCCCGCGGGGACCUCGGCCGGGCCCAGCGGGGAAGGGGGCGUCGAGGCCGUAUCGUGCUGGGACUGCCCCGACGACGCCUCGGCCGCCGUGACCCCGGACCUGGGCGACGGGCCGGGGGGGCCCGUCCCCGGGGACCGGGAGGAGGCGGGCAGCGGGGACCCGCCGGCGCGGACCACCGAGCCGGGCCCGGGCGCCGUCGGCCCCCCCGUCCCGUCCCCGGAGGGUCGGCCCUCGGAGCCGUGGCCGGCCCCCGGCGGGACCGCCGCCGGCCCGCCGGGGCCCCGACCGUCCCCGGAGGCCCUCGACGUCGACUACUACGACGGGCCGGAGGGCCGCGGGCCCGGGGCCGCGCCGCCCCGGCCUCCCCCGGGCCCGGCCGGCGAGCCCCCGGCCCGGAGCCCGCACGACGCCUACGACGACUUCACCCCCUUCGACGAGUCCGACUUCUACCCCACCACUUCCUUCUACGAGGACGAGCUGGAGGAAGAGGAGGAGGAGGACGAGGAAGAGGAGGAGGCCGCCCCGGCCGGGGACCCGGAGGACGGGGACGUCCCCCGGCCGCCCGCCCCGGCCCCCGACGGCCGGCGGCCCGUCGGGCCCCCGCGGCGGACCCUCGGGGGGCUCCCGACCGGCAGCCCCGUCCCCGGAUCUCGCCCCGGGGAACCGGGCAAGGACCCGGCGCCGGGCGAGAACGGCACCGUGUGCCGGGGCGGCUUCGUGAGGCACAACGGCUCCUGCCGUUCGGUCUGCGAGCUCUUCCCCAGCUAUUGCCACAACGGCGGCCAGUGCUACCUGGUGGAGAACCUGGGGGCCUUCUGCAGGUGCAACACCCAGGACUACAUCUGGCACAAGGGGAUGCGGUGCGAGUCCAUCAUCACGGACUUCCAGGUGAUGUGCGUGGCCGUGGGCUCCGCCGCCCUGGUGCUGCUGCUCCUCUUCAUGAUGACCGUUUUCUUCGCCAAGAAGCUCUACCUGCUCAAGACGGAGAACAGCAAGCUGCGCAAGACCAAAUUCCGGACCCCGUCUGAACUGCACAACGACAACUUCUCCCUGUCCACCAUUGCCGAGGGCUCCCACCCAAAUGUAAGGAAACUCUGCGACACUCCCCAUUCCUCCUCCCCCAAUGCCCGCGCCUUGGGUUACUAUGAUAACGUGGUCUGCCAGGACGACCCCAACGCUCCCCAUAAAAAGGAGGAGGCCCUCAAGUCCUGCCUGAAAGAGGAGGAGCCGUUUAUCCUCCAGAGCCCCGUCUCGCCCAAGCUGGCGGGGAGCAAGGGGGCCCAGGAGGGCCCGGAGGGGAACUGCCUCCAGAACAACCUGACGUGAAGCCCGGGGCCCGGGGGGGAGAGGAGAAAAUCGGCCCCCUUCUCCCCCUGUACGGGACCCCCCCCCCCCCCCGACCCCCCAACACACACACGCUCUUCUCGUAACCCCUCACCCAACCUCGAUGGCCCCUCCCCGACUCCAUGGCAUGCUUUUGGUGUGUUUUGUACAAGAGGGGCAACCAACGAAGCCGGAUUAAACAAGGAAAAGAAAGAUCCCAAACCGGAUCGCGCCCCCGCGCAGGUGGGUCGCCCGCCCGCCCGUCCGUCCGUGCCCGCGUGCGUCCGUGCCGUCUGUAUAUUGCUUGGGUUAGCCGCCGCCGCCGUGAUUUCUAAACCUCCGCUGUUACUCGACUGACUUUUUUUGUACUCUUCGCCGCCUUUUUUUGAAAUACAAGUCAAAACGAGAGAAAAGGAAGUUCUUGAAAUAAAACGUUUUUUUAAAGUGA